This is a messenger RNA of Parnassius mnemosyne (clouded apollo), 2235 nucleotides long. The record is from the annotation of a GenBank genome assembly. NCBI's taxonomy places the organism in Eukaryota, Metazoa, Arthropoda, Insecta, Lepidoptera, Papilionidae.
AUGCACAACUUCACGUUGCUGGUGGUAUUCUCGUUAAUUUUAAAUGAGUGCCUUUGUUUAACACCUCAGUGUAGAAAUGAAAGAGGAGAACCUGUAGACUGGUUCUAUGUUUACAAAUUGCCACGGGAGAAAAACCAUUUGAACCCCUUGGUACGUAGAGGAGUAGCUUACAUGUAUCUCACACCAUCUAAGCUUAGAGGGGGCUGGAUUAUGUCUGAUUUGGCUAUAAGUGAUCCUCGUUCUAUGGUUGGAAAGACUUUGAUGCCAUUGUACCAAGAUAAAAAUAUAAUCUCCUUAGUAUACAAUGAUCAACCACCAGCUGCUGAACAUCAACCAGACAUCUUACAUUCUGUUGCAGAAAUGUAUUCUAAAAGCAAAAGAGGUCAAAUGAAUCAAGCUGGUGUGAAGAAGUUUAAGAAAUUUAAACUGGGUGAUAAAUACUAUGAUGAUUAUGAUUUAGCUGAAAUGUGUAAAAUGCACUCCAAGUUCAUGAAAUCGAGAGUUGAGAAUGGUCACACAAAAGGAGUAAUUUUAGGUGAUAAGUUCACGGCACUUUGGCUAGUGCAUUCUGUGCCAAGAUUUCCUCCACUGCCUGAUAUUCAUGGUCUUAACUAUUCCUCGUAUAAUUAUCCGACUACAGGCACGAAAUAUGGACAAUCUUUCUUAUGCGUAUCCGUCCAGACCUCAACGCUGAACCAAAUUGCAACCCAGCUUAAAUACAAUGAACCCAUGAUUGUAUAUCACCAUAUACCACAAGACUUCGAUAACGAACUCCCUAAUUUAAUCGAUGUUGUGCAUAAUAAAACAAUUGACGCAUCUCCAUGGUACCACAUAGAAAGUUUCGAAACUCUGGUUGGUCGCAAGUUCUUGUCUUUCGCAAAGAGCGCAAUGUUUAACGACGACUUGUACAGUGGGUUAGUGGCGGAAGUGCUGCAGUCAGAUCUUUUGGUAGAAUCGUGGACCAAUGGACCAGGCACAUUAGACUCCGAAUGUACAAGGAAUUUCCAGGUGCGAAACAUCGAACGGCUCAAGUUCCCGAUCGCGAAGAUGUCGUUCACUUCGCACAACGACCACUCGAAGUGGGCGGUCGCGGUCGCGCACAAGAUGCACAACAGCCAGGACACCAAGGUUGCCGACUAUUGGGUCUGCGUCGGAGACAUCAACAGGGCGCUGCCUCAAGAAUCCCGAGGUGGUGGCACAGUUUGCACGUCGGGCCCCAUCCUCUGGGGCAAUUUCGCGCAUCUCAUCGAAUCAGUCCAGACGUGGUACAUUUACAAGUUUCCUAGCGAAGUCGUCCCAUUUUUAGGGAUGGGCCGGAAUUUCACUUAUAUAACGCCCAAUAUAGCGGACCAAUGGCAAAAUUCAGAGAAAUAUAUAACUUCUAACUCUAUGCUGCAACAUACACUAUCGCCUAUGUACAGGGCGACAUAUACAGACUAUUUAGCAUUUGCAGUGUAUGAGAGUCAUCCCACGUCUGCUGCCUUCGGAGUACUGAUGGCUGACGAAAUGGGCGGCGUCUGGGUUGGACACACUGUACCUGGCUUAGUUAAUUUAAAUGACGAACGAUCAACAUUCCCGGACGUAGAGAAAACUAAUGGACAUUUACUUAUGUGCUUGUCUAUCGAUUUGCUGGCGGUGAAUGAGAUUGCUUCUGCUGUACGUAUGGUGGCGCCAAAAUUUACUUACAUCAAAAUACCGAAACGCAUGAACGAUUUGUUGCCAAUGUGGAAUUUUUUGGAGCCCCUUAAAUUAAAGAAAAAGGACAAAAAAAGAUUUCAAAUAAAUACAGGGGGUAACUCUCUGCCUGUAGAAAUAUUGGCACGGCCCCCUGAGAACAAACAGUGCUUGUACAGGAGUUUUGCUAAUUCUAAGAAUAUUGUUCUGGACGUCUAUAGUCAAAGAAAUAGUGAAAAUCGCACAAGAGUCUGUGCCAAAGAUCACAGUACCCGAAACAUCGAUAAAAUAUCAUUGAAGCUUCAAGAAUCAGUCGUUUAUGUUGGAAAUAAAACAGACUACUCUAAGUUCGCGGUGAGCACGGCUGCGAACGGGCAGCUACAUAAAAAAGUACUCUGUGACGGACACUUGCGUGAAUCUUCGCCGCCGCAGUAUUGGACAUGCAUCAGCAAUUUGGAUAAGGAGGACAUGUCGGGGAAGGGAGGGCUUUUAACGUGCGUUAAUAAUUAUAAAAUAUGGUUUGCAUUCGAUAAAUUAAAAAUAAAGGAGCCCAAGUGUUAA